GACCAGGGUUCACAGCUGGAGGGGAAACUACAGACAGAAGGGAACGUCGACUCGUUGGACGCUCCGUUGAAGCGCAGAGAGGCAAGCAGCGGAGGGUCUUUCACGAUGAGUGGGGCACCGCACAGCGAAGGGAGAGCCAGGGAGGCAAAUAAAGUUCCUGUUCAUCCUGCUGCGGAUAUUUUUUGUGAAUGCUCGAGAAGGGAAUCGAGCGGCCGUAUGUUUCCCUCUUCUGAUUACGCCAUUGGCUCGACCCAGCGAGGCAGCACGAGGCAACCGGCUGCGCUGUUGCCAAGCGGAAAUCACAGACCUACGGCAUUUUCUUCUUCUUCCACAAAGAGAUACGUUCGCUUACCGUGUUGCCUCCAGCAUCAAGUAAUGCUCAGAAAUAAGUAUCCCGAUAAUUAA
Messenger RNA from Heterotrigona itama, 405 nucleotides. Lineage: Eukaryota; Metazoa; Arthropoda; Insecta; Hymenoptera; Apidae. The record is from the annotation of a GenBank genome assembly.